GACAGCACAUAAAGGCAACAUAUAUCCUCCGCCAAUCAAGUAGGUAACGUUAAGUGAGAGACCUUCAUCCCAAGGAGAGGAUAGUGUUUUAUAAGGUGUUUACAGAGUGUUUCCAUUCCUUCUGUGUUCUGCACAACAUGCUCAACCCGCAGAGGUCUCUGUCCGAGCUACCCAAGAUGUCUGCUGCCAGUCAAGUUGAAAGAGCUGUGUUGGAGGAGGAAUUCAACUGGCUGCUUAAAGAAGAAGUGCAUGCUGUCCUGAAGCAGCUCCAGGAUGUCCUCAAGGAGGCAUCGAGACGUUUCUCCACGCCGACGCCGGGCCUGGAGACUCAGCUCAAACAGGAAAACUUCAUUCUCGGCAGCUCAACCAUGGAUCAAGUGAAGGGGGUGCUGACUCUGCAGGGAGAGGCUCUUACUCAGGCUGACAUAAACCUGAAGGUUGCAAAGAGCAGCCAAGUGUUGCACUUCCAGUUCAGAGAGGACAAGCUGUGGAAACUGCAGCAGAUUCAGGAUGCCAGGAACCAUGUGACCCAGGCCCUGCAGUUACUUAGCAGCCGUGAUGACAGCUACCACUUCAAGACAGGGGCUGAGGUUAAUAAGCUCAUGGAUGCGGUGAUGCUUCAGCUGACGAGAGCACGCAACCGCCUCACCACCCCGGCCUCCAUGACGCUGCCGGAGCUGGCCACCAGUGGUCUGAUGAAAAUGUUCACUCCUCCCAUGCCUGGGGAUGUGAUGGUGAACUUUUACAUCAACUUAAGCAAACUGUGCCUGACUGUGUACCAGCUUCAUGUGCUGCCUCCCAACACCACUAAGAAUUUCAAGCCAGCUGGGAGCUCAGUGUUGCACAACCCAGGAGCAAUGUUCGAGCUCAACAACAACCGCUUUGAGGUGAGCCACGUCCACAAGGUGGAGUGUGUGGUGCCGUGGCUCAACGACACGCUGGUGUUCUUCACCAUCUCGCUGCAGCUCUGUCAGCAGCUCAAGGACAAGAUUUCUGUCUUCUCCAGCUUCUGGAAUUACAGAGCCUUCUAACCCCCCCCCCCCUCCUGUCCAUCCUCCAGAGACUGGUCACACCCAAACUAACCACACAAGUGUAAGGGACAUCCUGGGGAGCUUUUAUAUCUAUCUAUCUAUAUAUAUAUAGAUAUAUAGAUAUAUAUAUCUAUAUCUAUAUCUAUCAUGCACUCAUUCAGUUUCAAGUGUUGCAUGAUUAGCUGAAGUAGCCAAUUAAACCCCAACAGAUAUCAAUACGCCCAGUUGUGUUAGCCCAGCUGACGUGUGUGUGUGUGUGUGUGUGUGUGUGUGUGUGUGUGUGUGUGUGUGUGUGUGUGUGUGUGUGUGUGUGUGUGUGUGUGUGUGUGUGUGUGUGUGUGUGUGUGUGUGUGUGUGUGUGUGUGUGUGUGUGUGUGUGUGUCGUCUCAAUGAAUUGAAUGUGAUUGUUGCUGAUCUGUUAUUACAAUUUAUUUUUUUUAUUAUUUGUUACAUUUAGGCAACUUAGUAUUUGACGGAGUAUUUGUCUGGUUCUUAUUAAGUUCUCCUGUGAACUGGGUUGUUGUGUGGAACACUAAUUUGUGCACUCAGGGCUGGAAGACUAAGCAGUAAUAAGAGGUUGUAGUGGUCACUGUUUUUUUUUUUUUUUUUUCUUCACUGUUUUUUGUUGUUUUUUUUAAAUACUUUUGAGUUCCCACACAGCUGUUUUUUAGAGUUUUUUUUUCAUUUUUUUGCAUUCCCUAACAAUAUAAUUGUACUUUCUUUAAAAGGGCAUUUCAGCAGUUUUUGCCUAGUCAUGUGAGAACAUUCUCACCGCUCAUUGGUUAGAAAUGUCUGGAGCGGGAGUCAAAAAGUGAACCUAGGAGUAGGGUUGGACGUCGUUUUUUUUUGAUUUUGAACAAUUCCGAUUCCAAUUCUGAUUGGUCGGAUUCGAACCCUGGACCUUCUGCGCCAAGGCGUUAACCUCUGCACGUGCGCCCGCUCUACCAACUGUGAACAGAUCGACACCGAGCAAGUUUUCUUGCAUGACUGUGAACUAGACUGAAGCGGAGCACGUUCACUGGCGUUGCCUUAGAUACCGUGGCCCUAGAUCACAGCAUUCAGGGAGCAGCUUGUCGCGUUUAGCCGGUGCUGACCGUUACCUUCACUGGUAACGGUCAGCACCGGCGUUUCGCAGCCGUAUCGGAGCUGAUUUCAACUGCCAGUGUGAAGGCGGCGUUAAUAUCGAUUCUCGAUUCCGAUUCUUCGAUGGGUGGAGUUGAAACGGGUCACGUGCUUAUUUCACAGAAAAGAGGAACAUUUUAUUUUGUUUCAAUUGUGAUUUUUAUUUUAUUUUUUUCCAACGUAAAAUAAAGACUUCAGAGCGCUGCUUACUGUGCUCCAUAGCUGCAACACAACAAGCCCCUGGAAGUACGGCGGUCGCUGCCGAAACCAAAACUGGUGCGUGUUAAAUUUGGAACCGAUGAUCGGAUUUGAAACGAUUGCCAUAAAGAAACGAUUCCAUUGGAAUCCUAACUUUUGAAACGAUUCCAAGUUGUAACCGGUUGUAACCGGUUCUCGAUGCCCCCAGUCCCGCCUAGAAGGAAGAAGCUCCGGUCUGCCCAAAUAGCGAAAGGCAACGUGCUCGGUUGCUAGUCCCGGGCAGACUUCCAUCCAUUCUCCAGCCAGCUGUUAACAACGGUUGAUUUUGAUCAUUCACAUCCCAGAAUGCAAAGCUCACCUGGCUCCGGGAGCCAUUUAGCUCCCAUUUGCAGAGUCCGCCUUUUAAAUUGCGUCC
Perca fluviatilis (European perch) is the source of this 2766-nucleotide messenger RNA. It is a transcript of the gene rogdi, whose product is annotated as rogdi atypical leucine zipper. The record is from RefSeq and is a predicted model, not a curated record. The coding region runs from base 138 to 1031 and encodes 297 amino acids. Gene Ontology annotation, cellular component: RAVE complex. The transcript has 11 exons. NCBI's taxonomy places the organism in Eukaryota, Metazoa, Chordata, Actinopteri, Perciformes, Percidae.